Prosopis cineraria is the source of this 485-nucleotide messenger RNA. RefSeq lists its product as uncharacterized. NCBI's taxonomy places the organism in Eukaryota, Viridiplantae, Streptophyta, Magnoliopsida, Fabales, Fabaceae. The coding region runs from base 87 to 485 and encodes 132 amino acids. The record is from RefSeq and is a predicted model, not a curated record. The transcript is spliced from 3 exons.
GAUCACAGGUGAGUGAGAGAGACGGAAGCGGAGAGGAAAGCGCAGAUCCCAAGGCAGAGACACAACCCAGUAGCAGAAGCAUAAUAAUGAACAGAAAAAAAGAAGAAAGUUGUGGCAAGGAACUGACAUGGAUCGAGUGUAUAUGGCCAAUCAUAGAACAUCUCUUGACUCGUAUAACAAAUGGCAAUAAAGAAGAAGAAGAAUGGAGCAACAAUAACAAAAAAGCACAUGCUAUAAAUGAAGAUGAUGAGGGAAGAGUAAUCAAAAGAAGCAAUAGCAACAAAAAGGUGGAAAUCGCAUAUGAUGAUGAUAAUGAGAGAAAAGCAAUGAACAAUACUGACGAAGGAAGUAGUAACAACGAGAAGGCACAUAUUGCAGGUGGUGGUAGUGGGAAAGGAGAAAUGGACAUUAAAGAACAAGGAAGCAUUUACAACAAAUGGUCACUAAUUGGAGAUGAUGUCUUGGGCUUCAUUCUAAACACUUAG